AGGGGCGUGAGGGAUGUUGCACGUAUCUAUUAUCCCUCAUGUACAGACUCCAUCAAACCGAGUUUGCAAUUCUCUUGUAAUUUUGUUGUGAUUAAUGCUUCCGAGGGAUCACUUUGUUUCCAAUUUUUUUAUGUAAGUCAAGGAUGAAGACGGUCAAUAUCCGUGCGAAUUGGCAAAUAAUUUGAACAUUUUACUAAAAAAUACCAGAUUUUAAGCAAGAGGCGAUAAAAAAAUGGCCUAAUAUUUAGUUUUUGAAACAUUUUACAAGAUGUAAGGCAAACAUAAUCAUACACCUAAAAUCCAAUUUUUAAAGAUGAAAAUUACCAUUUUGACGAGUGUUUUUGUAGUAUAUACAAAAGUUUUAGUUCCUUCCUCUUAAAUAUUAGAUUGUUGUUUUCCCGUUGAUUCAUAUCAAUACUAACGUAAAGGCAUACCAAACCCUUCUGGAAAAUAUUCCAGUGUAAUUGUAACAACCGUACUAUCGAACCUCCGAUCUGCUGACAUAAUUGAAGAUUGGUCUAGUCCUCGGCUCGAAACUACAAAGCAUUGCAAAUUAUACUCUCUCAUUAGUGCAAUGAACGUCAGGUUAUCGCCGUAUGUCCCAUCCUUAGACAUAUUAUCAACGUAUCCAUCAACUGUCUCAACAUGCACAUAAGAUUUAUUAAAAUAUCGGUUUUCAAUGAUAUGAUGGACUGCUUUUUGACGUAAAUUCGUCUCUGUAUAUUCUAUGGAAUGCCACAGUACAUCCCCGAAGGAGAACUAUAUUUCCUAUAUAAAUCCAUAGCUUUCUUCUUCGUCGGCUUUUUGUGAAUUUCCGACGAAGCUGAACCAAUGUCCUUCUCCUCAUUCGGCUGCUUCGUUAAAUUCUGACGGAGAACAAAUGGUGUUCUCCUUCGACGCUUCUUUUUUCUCCGACGAAGAAGAACUUUUGGUUGUCUUCUUCUUCGGGUCUUUGAUUAAUUUCCGAAGAAGAAGAACUUAUAUGUAUAUAUAUAUGUGGAAAUUCACAAACAGCCGACGAAGACGAAAGCAAUGGAUUUAUAUAGGAAAAUAUAGUUCUUCUUCGGGAAUGUACUAUGGCUUUCCAUAAUAUUCCCAUGUUACUUAAUUGAUGCAACGGCAAAUUGGCAACUGCCAUCCGGGAUCGAAUCAAAUGCAAUAUCUAAACCUUCAGACAGCUCGAGGUUUUCGCCGUGCGUUAAAAUCUGGUAAUACGUUUUUCUAUGGUUUUGCUUGUCUGAGCCGGACUGAUUCAAUUUCUCAUUCGAUGCAUUUUCCACGUUGGUUUUUUCGUCGCUUUUCUAACGUAACGGUUAGUCUAGUUUUAUUUUCGACUCCAACUUUUAUAACGACACCAAGCUCCUGUUUUUUUAGUACUUUGAAUUACACAAGAUAAUAUCCCCAUUUUUUUACUUCUUCGACUUUUCCCUUGACAAUAUAUCUUUUAAUUGGCACCGUUGAUUUUCGAAAGGAAAGCGAAUCAGUACUUUCUCUCCUCCUUUGUAUUAGCUUGGCGGAAUCCCAUUUUUAUCAGCGAUUUGUAUUUUUAUUUGCUCGAUGUUUUGUUUUCUUUAUUUCACGACUACUACGCCGUUCCUUAGUGAACAUGUGACUCCUUCCAUAGUAUGCGUUACUAUGCCACUAUGGCACGGUAUAACAACACUACUAACCUGUAACUUCUAAUAGGCCUACUUCUACUACUUAUAGUAGUAAAUUGAAGUUUUUUGCAACGGUCUUAUUUAAGUAAACACACACACAUGUGACGUAUACGUUAGUAUUUUCAUUUUUAUGCGCAUUUUUCGGUAAGUGACAAAUACGUUUUGGUGAGCAAAGAAAUAUGAUAAACAAGAUCAACAAGGAAAGGCGGCGUUCAAUGAACGCAACCCCCAUAUGACCCAGCUACAAGAACCAGUGGCAAGGAGCCCAGGCGGACCCCAAACAAAAACAGGACAGGGCAAAGACAGAGCACGGACAAACUCAAUCCAACCAAACGUAUCACGAUAAUAAGUAGCCAGUAAGAUACGGGGCACAUACACGGCGUGACAUCAGCACAUAAGAAGAACGCUUAUGAUAGCGUUUAUAGUGUCUAUUAUAUUUAAAGUUGUUGUCUUAGAAUCUUUAUAUUCGUAUGUUCUAUGUUUUUGAAUUAUAUUUCGUAUUAACAAAGAAAUAACGGGGUCAAUGUAUAAAUUUCAAAUAUAACUUAUAUAGUUUUCUUACAACGUGUUUCUUUUUAAUCAACUUUUAUCUUCCUGGUUUCUUUGUUUGAUUGCAUUGCAAAAGAAUGAAGAAAAAACAGCACGAUUGUCUUUCUAAACAAUGGUGAAAGUCCGUCAGUUAACAAUAGUUUUAAGUGGUGUCCCGAGUCAUAAUAACGCUGCGUGUAAACAUACCUUUGAUGUUUUCUGGUCGUUCUUCAGAAACAAAGAAAUAAUUAUCAAAGCGGAAAAUAAAUUAAUGAAUAAAUAUACGGAGUACAAUUGUACACUUUCGUUGUCCUAUUUUAAGACAGAUUAUUCAAUUAGUAAUUAUAAAUGUAUUUCAACGCGCACAUGAAAGGACCAUUAAACCAUCUAGCGUAGAAAUGUGGAUAAGGAUUUUACUCGGCACUGCUUUGCUGUACACAGUGGAAGCUGCAGACUGUUAUAACAAGUGUACAUCUUCACAAAUAUGCUUAGACGAUGGUUCAUGCUACGAGCAGUCGGAACUAACCUAUUGUGGGUUCAGAUGGCCAGAUUAUUUGUACUGUGAAAGAGGACAUACUUGCUGUGAUGAGUUUAGUUGUUGUCGUACCGGGUACAUUUGCAGAAAAAGGAACUGCGUCGUCGAUAAUUCGACGACAAGAUCAACACAGCCAACAAGAAGACGGUGGUCACAUAGAAUAUCUACUGUCAAACCUAAAACAUAUUCAACACGAAGACCAAUAACACUUUUCCCAAGACUCGCAACAAACAGCUACACGUUUACUGUACCUAAAUACAGCUACAGUUCCUCUACUAGUAGGUACAGAUACCGCUUUCCAAUCAUCGGAGGUACUAUAGUAAUUGUAAGCCUCAUAAAUGUUCUUAUGUGUGUUUGCUGCAAAAAAUUUAAAGAUCAAGGCAGUCGUCAAAUAAGAAAUGGGCGUAUAAUAACAACCCCGACCAAUACAUACUUAUAUGCACCAACUCAUGGAAACCCUGCUACAAAUGCGGCAUCCAGUAUUUAAAGAUCAGAUAUUUCGGUUUCUAUCAACGAGUUAUGUUCUUCAAGCUACAGAGAAUUUUUUAACAUCAUCAUUUUAUAUACUCGUAGAUAUAAUAUAUUACAUAUAUGAGCCGCGUCACGACAAAACCAACAUCCGCGCAGUCUGAUCAAAAUGCGCAGGCUGGUCUGGAUUCAUGCUGGUCGCAAACGCAUUACGUUGGUUUUGUUAUGGCGCGGCUCAUAUAAUUUAUAUACAUUUGUUUGAAGAUAAGUUUUCGUGAUUGAUAUACUAGUAAUUGUGGACAAGAUUACGGCUUUGAUUUGAUACAAGAAUGUAAACCUGUGUUUACUUGAUAAAAAGAUGGACUUUUUUUUGUAAAAUAUCUGAAAUAUU
Molecule: messenger RNA, 3580 nt
Organism: Ruditapes philippinarum (Manila clam)
Lineage: Eukaryota; Metazoa; Mollusca; Bivalvia; Venerida; Veneridae
Exons: 7
Coding region: 2585-3208 (207 amino acids)
Source: RefSeq, a predicted model, not a curated record